AUGGCGAGGACUCUGACGAAACCAGUUUUUGUGAAGGUUGAUCAGUUGAAACCAGGGACUAAAGGCCACACUUUGAUCGUGAAAGUCGUCGAAUCGAAUCCUGUUAAACCGGCGAUACGCAAAACUGGUUCUUUGACUCAGCCAAUUCGAUCUCCUCGUAUCGCUGAGUGCCUAAUCGGCGAUGAUACUGGAUGCAUCCUUUUCACUGCUCGCAAUGAUCAAGUUGAUCUAAUGAGGACUGGAGCGACAGUAAUUCUGAGGAAUGCGAAGAUCGAUAUGUUCAAGGACACGUAUCACACGAUGCGAAUGGCUGUAGACAAAUGGGGACUCAUUGAAGUCACUGAUCCUGUUUCGUUCGAGGUUAAUCGAGAAAACAAUCUCUCUCUGGUUGAGUAUGAACUGGUUACUGUACCUGAUGAAUGA
This is a messenger RNA of Arabis nemorensis, 423 nucleotides long. NCBI's taxonomy places the organism in Eukaryota, Viridiplantae, Streptophyta, Magnoliopsida, Brassicales, Brassicaceae. The record is from the annotation of a GenBank genome assembly.